Molecule: messenger RNA, 1330 nt
Organism: Parathielavia appendiculata
Lineage: Eukaryota; Fungi; Ascomycota; Sordariomycetes; Sordariales; Chaetomiaceae
Product: N-terminal nucleophile aminohydrolase
Exons: 3
Coding region: 123-1016 (297 amino acids)
Biological process (GO): ubiquitin-dependent protein catabolic process; proteasomal protein catabolic process
Cellular component (GO): proteasome core complex; proteasome core complex, alpha-subunit complex; nucleus
Source: RefSeq, a predicted model, not a curated record
CCAACCGAUCCUUGCAACCGCCGCCGCAACGAAGCAACCACCAACGCAAUCCCCCCGAUUUUUGCCGUUGCGAGCUUUACCUUACUCUUUAGUACUCUGAUUUUGCCAAAUUCACAAACGCAAUGACGUCGAUAGGCACGGGCUACGACCUCGCCAACUCCAUCUUCUCUCCUGAUGGCCGCAACUUCCAAGUGGAGUACGCCGUGAAGGCGGUUGAGAACGGCGGCACCUCGAUCGGCAUCCGGUGCAAGGACGGUGUUGUGCUAGCCGUCGAGAAGAUCGUCACAUCCAAGCUGCUCAAACCCAAUGCCAACAAGCGCAUCGCCACCGUUGACAGGCAUCUGGGCGUCGUCUACUCCGGGAUGAUCCCCGACGGCCGACACUUCAUCGACCGGGCGCGUGAUGAAGCCCGCGCCUGGCGCGACACCUUCAAGACGCCCAUCUCCACCGCUGACCUGGCCUCGCGUAUGGGCGGCUACAUGCAGGCCUACACGCUCUACCAAUCCGUCCGCCCCUUCGGCAUAACCGCCAUCAUCGGCGGCUUCGACAGCACCGACGAGCCGCGCGUCGACGGCGAGGUCGGCACGGGCCCCUCGUGCGGCGCCGGCGGCAAGGUCGCCGGCAAGACCCACGGCGGGCCCUUUCUCUACAUGAUCGAGCCCUCGGGCCUGUACUGGGGCUACUACGGUGCGGCGACGGGCAAGGGGCGGCAAGCGGCCAAGGCGGAGCUGGAGAAACUCGACCUUGGCGGGCCCGGCGGGCCGUCGCUGACGCUCGAGGAAGCCGUCAAGGAGGCGGCGAGGAUCAUUUAUGUGGCGCACGACGAUAGUAAGGAUAAGGAGUUUGAGCUCGAGAUGACGUGGAUCAGCGGGCCCGAUGGGCCGACCAAAGGGUUGCACCAAGAGGUGCCCAAGGCGUUGAGGGAGGAGGCUGAGCGGUUGGCCAAGAAGGCUCAGGAAGAUGACGAGGAUGAUGAGGAGGAGGACGUGGAGGGGAAGGAGAAGAUGGAGGAGUGAAGGGGAGCAGAACUGGUUGGGAGGAUUGCAAAUGGCGGUUUGUACCAUACGGACACCAACCGCUGCGGCUGUGCCGGUGGGGAGAUAGACAUAUUCUCGUCUGGCACUGGGAUAUGAAGUCCCGGACGAAAUGUGAUAACUACACACUGACUGCUGAGUCGUUCCCUCGCAUGGAGCAGGUGCCGCGACUGAGCUUCAACCAAAUAUCCGUACAUGCAUCUGACCCGAUCAACCAGAACAUGGUUACACCCAAGGUAUUCUCCUGCUAUGUACAUAUGUCUAUUUCUCCGCCUGCGCCGCCGCCGCAAUACUAG